UGCGUUGGUAAAAGAAUGAGUAUGGGAGGGUGGAAGGGAAGGGGAAGGGGUCCUCACUCCCACAAAUGUCUUCGGAGACCCACUCCUUCAUAACCCGACUCUUUCCCAGCCUUGCGCAGAUGGCCAAAGUAUCCAAAUCGGAGUCUGCGUGUGUUCAAACGAGCGUAGAGAGACAGGAUGGGAGAUCUUUAGUGAAUUAACCCAUAAUUAACCUCUCAAUCCGAUUUACAUUAAUAGCUGAAGUUAGAAUACCAAGAAACACACUUGGCUACAUGUGAGUGCGAGCCGGUCUCUAAGCGCGCUCCACGCUCGCGCUGGUGAUGCCAUGCCGCGAAGUCACACCGGCGACGAAAGCGGCGGCACCGGGAUCUGGCUGAAGACCUCCGCUGGGAACCGGACUCAGGAGCACCCGUUAAAAGAUGUGGAAUCUGGACGGAGGACGAUGAACAACGCGGUCCGGGUCGGGGACGGGCUGCUGUCCCCCCCAGCAGCAGGUGCGGCAGCGGCGGCGGCGGAGAGGAACCAGGGCGCCCGGCUCAGUCUGCUGGGGAAGCCGCUGACCUACAGCUCGCAGAGCGGCCGCAGGAACGCGCGGUACCGGCGGCUCCAGAAUUACCUCUACAACGUGCUGGAGCGACCGAGGGAGUGGGCUUUUGUCUACCACGCUUUUGUUUUCAUCCUGGUGUUUGGCUGUCUGGUUCUCUCGGUGUUCUCCACCAUCCCUGCUCACCAGGAAUUCUCCUCGCACUGCCUGCUCAUCCUGGAAUUUGUGAUGAUUGUAGUAUUUGGCCUGGAGUACAUCAUCAGGAUAUGGAGCGCUGGCUGCUGCUGUCGAUACCGAGGCUGGCAGGGCCGCCUCCGCUUUGCCAGGAAACCCUUCUGCGUCAUAGACAUCAUCGUACUUAUCACCUCGGUUGCUGUGGUUUCUGCUGGUAGCCAGGGCAACGUCUUUGCCACCUCUGCUCUGCGUAGCCUUCGCUUUCUUCAGAUCCUGCGCAUGGUGCGCAUGGACCGCAGGGGAGGGACCUGGAAGCUGCUGGGAUCUGUAGUUUAUGCACAUAGCAAGGAGCUGGUGACUGCUUGGUACAUUGGGUUCCUGGUGCUGAUCUUCUCCUCUUUCUUGGUCUAUCUUGUGGAGAAAGAGUUCAACAAGGAGUUUGACACAUACGCUGACGCCCUGUGGUGGGGCACGAUCACCUUAACAACAAUUGGCUAUGGCGACAAGACGCCGCAAACCUGGACCGGGCGGUUACUGUCAGCCGGUUUUGCUCUCCUUGGGAUCUCGUUCUUUGCUCUGCCAGCUGGCAUCCUGGGGUCAGGUUUUGCCCUGAAGGUGCAGGAGCAGCAUCGCCAGAAGCACUUUGAAAAAAGAAGGAAUCCGGCUGCCAGCCUCAUCCAGUGUGUCUGGCGUAGUUAUGCUGCUGAUGAGAACUCGGUUUCUAUUGCUACCUGGACGCCUCAUUUGAAGGCGUUGCAUACCUGCAGCCCCGCCAAGAAAGAGCAGGGCGAGACUGCCUACAGUCAAAAGCUGAGCUUUAAGGAGCGGGUGCGGAUGGCGAGUCCUCGAGGUCAGAGCUUGAAGAGUAGGCAGACAUCCAUCAAUGACCGCCAACGCUGUUCCCCUGGCAACGAGGUGGUGGGCAGCAGUGAGCUAAUGGGCGGGAGCCCCGCCAAAGUGCAGAAAAGCUGGAGCUUCAACGAUCGGACACGCUUUAGACCAUCGCUGAGGCUGAAGAGUCAGACCCGCACCGCUGCUCCAGAUGUGGACCCAGGCAUGACCACAGACGAUUCCUUCGAUGAGAAAGGUUGCCAUUGUGACAUCACUGUGGAAGAUCUUUCAGCUCCGCUAAAAGCGGUCAUCAGAGCUGUCAGGAUCAUGAAAUUUCACGUAGCUAAGAAGAAGUUUAAGGAGACUCUGCGUCCGUAUGAUGUGAAGGACGUGAUCGAGCAGUACUCUGCUGGACACCUGGACAUGCUUUGCCGCAUCAAGAGCCUUCAGACGAGGGUGGAUCAGAUUCUUGGGAAAGGGCAGAUUCCGGUGGAUAAGAAGCCAAGGGACAAACUGCACCACGAUGGAGACUCUCUGGAGGGCAUGAGCAUGUUGGGACGAGUGUGUAAAGUAGAAAGACAGGUGUCCUCUAUUGAAACAAAGUUGGAUUCGUUGCUUGAUGUUUACCGCCAAGUUCUCCAGAAAGGUCCCUCAGGGCUCUCCCUCUCCUCUCUGCCCCUUUUUGAGCUGGAAAAUCACCAGCACCACAAUUUGGACUACCCAUCCUCCCCCCAAAGGGGGGAUGCAGUUAGAGGACGAGGAGACAACGGUGGCGGCGGGAUACACCGUUCUCAUGGUGCCAACCCAAGAGGCCUGCGGCUCAUUCUGGCACCGGCCGACGACGAUUGUCCUCCAGAUUCAGCUCCUCCGUCCUACCCCCCUUCCACUGCCUCGCUCUCCCCUUCACCUCUGCUACCCCCUGACAGCCCUUACCCAACCCUUGCCACCCCUUCCAAAAAAUCCCACUUUCCUGAUCUGCCGCCUCCGCCAUCGUCGACUGGGAGCUUUACUCUCCAGCUUCCUCCCAUGGUUCACCCUUCACACCUCCGAUGCCCCGCUGACCCAGUCUCGGAUGAUGUGACAGAUGAAGUAUUAGCCGAUGACCAGAGUCUGGGCCCUUCUGUCGUUGUAGGAUGCAGUGCUGAUGGUAAUGCUGACGGGGGCGGUGAGGCAGGGUUCGCACCCAGUAGGGUGCAGCUGCGGAAGAAGUCCGGCUUGAAAUCCGGAGGGGUCUGCAGGAGGCAUUUGAGCCUAGAGGUUAACCCAUUGCUGCUGCUCUCAUCUAACCCAGAGAGGAGGCCUACAGACUGGGCGGGCAGUCUAGGGAAAUCCCUCUCUGUGCAUAAUAUCAACCAGCCUUUAACCAAUCGUGCCCCUGGCCUUUCCGCCGCCCUGAACAACAGCAGCAGUAGCAGCAACGACAGCGAGAGCGGCAACGGCCACAAUGACCUCAGCAACUGGGAUGGGACAGACCUCUUCAUUAGUGAGUGCAAGCUGAAGCCGGCAGCUGAUCACUAUGGCUUCCUGUCCCAGGGACCGGACAGCAGCCAGUCGGACAUUUUACAGACCGAGGAGGAGGAUGUUCCUCACUCAAAGGGAAACUCGGAGUUCCUUGGUCAAUCCUCACACUUACAGCUGGUGUAAGCACACUGAGUGAAAAACAAAACACAAACUGCAAACUGUAUGUACACAUACUGUGGCCAGCGCCACUUUUUAAACAUAUUUAUAUAGGGCACCAUGCGCAUCAUGCUCUGAAUUUGACACUUUAUACAUGUACAAACAGUGUUUUCUGUUUUAUGUGACACGAUUAUGCCCAUUUGCAUAUAGAUCACAUAUUAUUACACACUUUUAUGUGGCACCUAAAUGUCUGCAGCCAGUAGGAAGAAAGAACAUACGAGUGUGAACGCAAGUGGCCAUGUUCAUGUUGCACAAAAUAUGAAAACUAUAUAUUCAGUACUUUGCUAAAUUAUUGAUACUUCUUGAACUUUUUCACAGUUUGCUACUUUAAAAUCCCAAUAUUUUAUGUAUUUUCUUGGGUUUUUAUGCAACAUACCAACACAAGGUGUAAAAUACUACAUAGUUAAUGUUUUUUUGGUUCCAAUUUAGUUUUUUGCAGCCUUUAACGUGUGUUCUUCCAGGACUGCCCUGUAUUUCGCUCCGUCCAUCUUCCUCUCUGAGUUGCUAUAAAAUAGUAUCUACCCUCUUGCAGAUUUAUUCUAGUUUUCUAUUUUGUCUUGGUUAGAUGUUGGGUUUAAGGGGAGGGUUUUUGAGCCUUAACAACUUGUUAAACAACUUGUCAUGCCACAACAAUCUAGGAUUGAGUUCAGAAUUUGACCUCAGUUAAGUUAACUUUCUAAUGUCUGGUGCUUUAGAUCACCAACAUCAGGGGGUUUUUGCUUCACAAACUUAGUGCACUGGAGUUUAAGGGCCCAAAUUAAUAGUCGGACAUUUUUGCUAAAAAAUGUCCUAAAAAAUUAGAAUUUUUUUUGACAGUGAUUUUCUUUCUCAAUUGUUCUUGGAUUUCUUUAGAUUAAAGCUUGAUUCGUUACUUUUGACAAUGUUUAACAUAGUUUAUGCUGUCAGACAAGUUAUAUUUAAGUAAUUUCUUAAAAAUUGCUUAAAUUUGGCUAGAGCCAGGGCCAGCUGGCUCUAGCCACAUUAAAGCGAAAAUUGUGGGUGAUUACAGAGGAUUUUUGUUUCAAUAACCAAGGACAGUUUGUUUUUCACGCAGGGCUUAUAUGGUUUCGAUGGCUUUUGUCACUUAAUCAAAUACAACAUCAUUUGAAACCUGCUUUUUGUGCAUAUUCGGAUUAUCCAAUAUUAGAGUUUUUUACUGAUAUGAAGCAUUUUGGUGUGACGAUAAAAAAAGGAAAAUGUAAAACAGAAAUCUGUAAGGGGCAAACACUUUUUCACACCACCUUACUCUGACCAGCCUCUGUGUUCCUGAUGAGAAAAGAAAAUCCCCACAGUGCAAUUCUGCUAACCUCAUGUUCAUAACUCUGUCACAUAAAUAGCUGAAAAAGUACAUUGGCUUUUGUGGUUGUUGCAAGGCAAAAUGUGAAAGAGUUCAAGGGAUAUGAAUACUUAUGCUAAGCACUGUAAACAAUCGUUCAGGAGAAAAUGCAGCUUUCCUGACUCUUACACUCAGCAUCAUGACUCAAAGCACGAUGUUAAUUUUGACAAAAGAUGCUUCUGUUGGAGUUGACGGAAAACCCCUCCAUAAAUGUUCAUUUUCUUCUAUUUGAAUAGAAUAAGAAUGUAGAUGAUGUAAGUCAACCUGUUUGGCUCUUCACGUGAACAAUGGAGAGUUUUCUUUUGUUUCAAAGUGAAUCUUUACAUUUCUUCUUUCUAUUAAUCAAUCUGGACCUCAGCUUAAACCAAAGAACUUAAUAUAGAUUCAUCAGCACAAAUGCCACAUGCAUCCAUUUUUGUUAAAAAAGGAGAAAGAAAACAUGAUUUAAAAAAUACUUUUAAAGAUCAUUUGACAAGCUGAAGAUGUAAAGAGUCUAAAAUGAAUUUAACUGGCAGUCUGUGGAAAUCACAUGCCUGCCUAAAUAGAUGUACGGUGUGAAUUUAUAGGGACUGGGGCAAGAAUAACAUUUGAUUGCUAAUGCCAAAUAUUGUAAGAGAAGAGGAGCCAACUAGGACAAAAGCUGAGAUACACACUUAUUCUUUGUUCUGUAUACAUGAGUGUAUUUGAUCUUUCUUGCAAGAUAAGAAAAAUACAUUUUUGUCUAGUUUGUCUUUAAUGAUAAAGCUCUUAAGCUUUCCAUAUUCAUAUCACUUCCUGAGCGGUUCUCACAAACCAAUUACUAGAGGCUUAAAUCUGUGGGAUUUAUACAAAUAAUCAAUGAAAAAAUAAAAAGCAACAAACCGACAGCAUGUGUUGAGACCACAGAGGAGUUAAUCACAUGAUGAUCUAAAGCAUUUUUUGAAGUCUGCAAUUGGGUAAUGGUUUGACCUUUCCCUCAGAUUUUGCACAAUAGUUUGGUAAAUUAAAUGCAAAUGAUUUGAAUGCGGAUUUAGCAAAGAUUACUAUAGUGGACCUUCUCAAUCAUGCAUGAGAUGCCGCAUGUGUGAAACUGCUGGUGUCAAUGCCAAACAUGCAAACACAUUCUGCCUUCUUGAACCUUGUUUUACUUUUUAUUUGUAAUAAUUUGGGCGUGUAUAUUUGUUUUAUGAGUUAAUAAAGUAGCCACCUACUAUGUCAACACAACGCAUACAACACUUUACUGGAAUCUGAUGUUUGCCUUUCCUGUAGAAGUCCAAAUUAAAAGCUCCGGCACUGAUUAAAUACCCUGUUUGAACAAUUCGAAGUGUAAGGGGGGUGUUAUUGAGCAGGCCGUGCAGUUUUUGAUUUAGCAUGCACAUUUUUUGCUUUAUUCAGAUAUCCUGAUUAUUUUUAAAAAAAAUCCACGUUAUUGUGGAUGAGAGCCACCUAACCACAAAAUUGUCAGGUUGUUUCAACAACCAUCUGGUGUCCUUUUAGGAUUACCUUUACAAACAAUAUGUAAACAUUAGAUCGUAAAGUUGCACAAGUGAAUCAAGGUUCACUGGCAGACUUUGGAAAAUGUUUGACAUAACUGAUGCUUUUUUGUCUCAAUUUUUCAUCUGCAAAUAUUAUUUUUUACUCAUCCACCAACUAUUUCCAUCAUUUUAAUAUCUUCUGUGUUUGAUUUGGAUAUUGGUUCUUUUCUGGCACAGUCACUCUUGUCUUAAAAUAUGUUUUACUGUCAGUCACUUCCUUUAUUGACGUUGUGAUUUCAUCUGCGUUUGCCCGUGUUUUGGAAGCGGAUUGCUAAUUCAUUUAACACUGAAAGUUAGAGCAAGUAUUAUUUUCAGAAAAAUGCUAACAAUUAGCAUUUGUGUGGUUUUUGUAAUAUUCUUUAAUCCACAUACAGUAAAAUCUCAUUCUGGUGUAAAGAAAACAUUCUCAUCACAAACAUGUACGGCUUCUGGUGAAUGCUGGGGUCUGGCUAUGUGACAUGGUAUGUUCACGCCUGCAUGAUAUUGGAACAGAUGUAAUGUGUUUACUGGUUGACUGGAAAACUUUAUCAGCCAAUCGACUCAAAUAGCUGGAAUGCUGAGGAACUAAAGAGGCUAAACUUCCCAUGUGACAUGCUAAUGUUUGCAACCUGUAAAUUGCUUAAGGGUGCCUUUUUGCCCAAAGACCUGCUUUUAUUUCCAUUCAUCGCCUACAACCUAUUAUAUCAGAUUGUACUUAAGUCCAACUGCUCAUCCUGAACUGGGCAUCCAGUCAUGUGGCUUUAAGCCGGAGUCUUUGACUUCAUUGGCCGAAAAUACUUAAUAAUUUCUCUACUGCUUGAACAGUAAUUUAUGACACAGCUGGCCUUAAAGCUUGAUAAUGUUAACAUUGUUAUUUCUUUGAAAUUAAUUUAUUAAAGUGCACAUUAUAUUCUCUGGAUGAGAAAUGCAAAAAUGAUUUUAUUAUUCAUUAAUAAAGUAUGA
Xiphophorus maculatus (southern platyfish) is the source of this 7018-nucleotide messenger RNA. It is a transcript of the gene kcnq5a, whose product is annotated as potassium voltage-gated channel subfamily KQT member 5-like. Bases 326 to 3193 code for a protein of 955 amino acids. Gene Ontology annotation, biological process: potassium ion transport; transmembrane transport. The transcript has 14 exons. NCBI's taxonomy places the organism in Eukaryota, Metazoa, Chordata, Actinopteri, Cyprinodontiformes, Poeciliidae. Gene Ontology annotation, molecular function: voltage-gated potassium channel activity. Gene Ontology annotation, cellular component: membrane. The record is from RefSeq and is a predicted model, not a curated record.